Didymella exigua CBS 183.55 is the source of this 923-nucleotide messenger RNA. RefSeq names its product mitochondrial import inner membrane translocase subunit tim-17. The transcript has 3 exons. Gene Ontology annotation, biological process: protein import into mitochondrial matrix. Gene Ontology annotation, molecular function: transmembrane protein transporter activity. Lineage: Eukaryota; Fungi; Ascomycota; Dothideomycetes; Pleosporales; Didymellaceae. Gene Ontology annotation, cellular component: mitochondrial inner membrane; TIM23 mitochondrial import inner membrane translocase complex. The coding region runs from base 152 to 640 and encodes 162 amino acids. The record is from RefSeq and is a predicted model, not a curated record.
GGUUUCCCCGGAGUAGCGCAAGGCCCGACAAAUUUGGAGCAUCAUCGUCGUCACUUCCCGUCUCGCGGUCGUCAAGCAUCACGCCCACGCCUAUCUCGAUUUGCCCUUUGUUGUCGCCGUUCCCGUCCUUCCCGCCUUAACAUAAUCGAAGAUGGAUCACUCUCGCGACCCCUGUCCCUGGGUCAUCCUGAAUGACUUCGGUGGUGCUUUCGCCAUGGGCGCUGUCGGUGGUGCGGUAUGGCACGGUGUGAAGGGCUUCCGCAACUCUCCCUACGGCGAACGACGCAUCGGCGCCAUCACAGCUAUCAAGGCGCGCGCUCCAGUUCUCGGCGGUAACUUCGGUGUAUGGGGAGGACUUUUCAACACAUACGACUGCGCAGUAAAGGGCAUACGAAAGAAGGAAGACCCAUGGAACGCUAUCAUUGCAGGAUUCUUCACCGGAGGCUCCCUCGCCGUACGAGGAGGAUACAAGUCGAUGCGAAAUGGCGCAAUAUCGUGCGCCAUCCUUUUGGCUGUCAUCGAAGGCGUCUCGAUCGGGUUCAACCGCAUGAUGGCCGAUAACACCAAGCUCGAGGCUCCCCCGCCACCACCCACAGACGCUGGUGCAUCACCAAGUGGCGGCCUUGCUCUGGCCGCGUAAGCAAUUUUUCCGACAUAAUGGCCCAAAAGUGGGAGUUUAUAAUUUCAGGACGUUCAGCAUCUGUUGGGACGAGUGGAUGUCAUUUCGAUGGUUUGCAUUUACCGCGCCAGAUUUGGGCGGUCGGCGUUCGCACUCUCCUCAGCUAAUGUGCUAUACCUUGUAUCAUACCGACAUGAUCUGUACAACUAGCGGCGGCGUCUCGAGACGGAGACAUGGGCUCAUAGAAAGCUGUUCAGCACCCCCACUUGCUCCCGUCCAUUUUCUGGCACUCAGGACAGGCACU